AUGAUUGACAUCUUGAAAAUCGGAGGCGAGCCGAUCUUUGACGAUCGUAUCGUCAAGAUUGAGACUCAUACGUACAAUCCAUACGCCAACACAACGCUUGGAUAUAAUGACGAGAUACCGAUACCGAUACAACAUCAGGAUUUGUACACGUUAUUAUGUGAAAGUUUUCUAUGCAUCGAGGGAAAGUUGACGGUGCAUAAAGUGGAUGAAGGCGGAAAGGUGGUAUUGGGAAACAAUUUUGUCGCGUUUAUGUUUGAUGAACUUCGAUAUGAACUCGACGGUGUGGAGAUUGACCGCAACAGAAACGUUGGAAUAACUUCCACAAUUAAAAACUAUGUCUCUCUAACAGCCGAGAAAGGUAAAACCUUGGAGAAUGCUGCGUGGAAUAUGUCGCAUAAUGCUGUUGAAUCUUACUUCAAUUUUUGCGUGCCGCUAAACAUACUAUUGGGUUUUUGCGAAGAUUAUAAGCUAAUUGUGAUUAACGCUCGUCACGAAUUAAUUCUGAUACGUUCGCGCAACGACAACAAUUGCAUAUUUGGACAUGCUUCGACUGAAGCUGAUAUCGAAUUAUUCAAGAUACAAUAG
Messenger RNA from Formica exsecta, 585 nucleotides. RefSeq lists its product as uncharacterized. The record is from RefSeq and is a predicted model, not a curated record. Bases 1 to 585 code for a protein of 194 amino acids. The transcript has a single exon. NCBI's taxonomy places the organism in Eukaryota, Metazoa, Arthropoda, Insecta, Hymenoptera, Formicidae.